UAACAAUUUUCAAUGAACUAAGUAAUUAAAAUAUAUGCACGUUUUAAUGUUUGUAUACUGAAUGAAUAAAUUUGAUUUGAUUUUAAUAGUAACCGGGAAUGUAUGAUAAUUUGAAUGUAGAUAUGGAGUUAAAAAAUCGGACUGAACAGGACAACAUUUACGAAACUCUUCAACAUGGUACAAGGGAGCUUGCAGAUAAAACUACUCCUUCAGCAAAGAAGUGUACACCACUUUUGUUAUGGUGUACCCUCGUAAAUUCAAUUUUAAUUGGACUGUUGAUUAUCGCAGUUUCUGUUUCUUUAUACAUGUGUAUAAACGAUUCAAAGGCUUCAAAUAGUAAAGAGAACAUGAAAAGUAUAGCAGAACUUGUGGAGAACAUUACGAAAGAUGUCGUUGUAGAGAACAUGAAAAGUAUGGCAGAACUUGUGCAGAACAUUACGAAAGAUCUGAAGAAAAGUACUUCUGGUUUAGAUGACUUAAAGUCGGUAACGGAUAGGAUCAACAGCAAAUGUGAAGAUGGACUUUCAGACAUGUCUGAAAAGAUUGCAGGUUUGGAGAAAAAUAUCGGAGAAUUGAAACCUAUCACAAUUAACAAACCUUUGAGCAACAAAUUUGAGCGGCAGACGUCUACAGGAUGUCCAAUAGAUUUUAUAAAACACGAUAAUUCCUGUUACCACAUCUUCGCUACACCCACUUUAAAAUGGUGGGAAGCCAUGGCAUACUGUCAAAUAUAUGGUGGCGGAUCGGGAACACUGGCUACAGUGGAGUCCGAGUCGGAACAGCUGUUCCUUGAAAAUAAACUGAAGGAAGCAUUCCGUAAGUUUCUACACAGAUUUUUUACUUAGAAAUUCAUU
Ruditapes philippinarum (Manila clam) is the source of this 854-nucleotide messenger RNA. RefSeq names its product asialoglycoprotein receptor 1-like. Lineage: Eukaryota; Metazoa; Mollusca; Bivalvia; Venerida; Veneridae. The transcript is spliced from 4 exons. The coding region runs from base 99 to 845 and encodes 248 amino acids. The record is from RefSeq and is a predicted model, not a curated record.